This is a messenger RNA of Fusarium venenatum, 3438 nucleotides long. The record is from RefSeq and is a predicted model, not a curated record. Lineage: Eukaryota; Fungi; Ascomycota; Sordariomycetes; Hypocreales; Nectriaceae.
AUGCGUGCCACUUUCGUUGCCUUGUCGGCGCUGCCAUUCUACGUGUUUGCUCAGUAUUCUGUUUCUGAUGACGCGCCUGCUGUCUCUGAGUCUAUUUCUACCUCUCAGGCUUUCGUUCCACCAGUGAUUGACACAUCCAAAGAGGUGCCUGUUGAUCUGCACCCUACCAGUAGCGAUACUAUUGUUGUUCCUGAGUCAACCACGGAAGCCGUUCAUGUGAACCCUGAGACAACUGCCCAGCAAGCUAUUGGCCAGGACACUACUGCUCAAGUACCCCCUGUUCAAGACACUACGACAGGACUUCCAAUUGUUGUAGACAGUAGCACCCGUCCUGUGCCUGUCGUUGAUACUACUACUGGCCAGUCUCCUGUCAUUGACAUUAGUACUGGCUGGGCCCCUGCUAUCGACACCACUCAGCCCAUUGUUCAAGGCACAACUACUGGCCAGCCUAUCGUUGCUGACACAACCUCAGAACAACAACCUCCUGUCCGGCCCACGACCUCGGAGCUGAAGCCUCCAAAUGCCGAUACUACCACAUGGCUUCCUAUAGGGGACACUAGCAACCAACCCAUCAGCCAGACCCCUGGUUCUCAGACUUCCUCUAGAGGCCCUGUUGACCAAGACACGACCAGGGAGCAACAGCCUCCCGUUGACAGCACUACUACUGGUGUUCCACCUGUUGAGACUACCACUGGGAUCUCAUCUGCUGAGACCAGUACUGGCCCACCUGCAGAGACUACCACCCAGCAGGCGUCUGUUCAAGACACCACAACAACAGCUGCUGGGCAACCUGUCGAGACCACCGAGGAGUCCAAGCCAAGCACCAAGGACGAGGAACCUACCAUCACACAACCCCCAACCACAACCGCUGUUGCGGCUGCCACAGCUAGCGUUUCCUCCGUUUCCUCUCAAGUGGCCGCUUUGAUCCCCAUUAUAAAUAAGUGGGCCGAAGAUCCUGAGUCUCUUACUGAUGAGACUAACAAGAAGGUUGAGGACACACAUGACGAUAUUAUCGCUGUGAUAGUUGGCCUGGGCGGCAAGCCUGAUGUUGCUUGUAACAAAAAGCGAGGUCUCGGAAUGAGAAGGCUCAAAAAGCGAGGUCUUCUGGGACCUAUUGGCGAUGUCAUCAACAAGCUCGCUUGUAUGGCUCAGGACCUUACCAAGAUUUCCAGUAACAUCAUCGCUGGCAACGUACCGGCCGUCACUAGCGUUAUUCCUGAAGUCAAGAGCCAAAAUGAUGACUUGACUGAGGAAGAGGAAAACAAGAGUAAAGAGAGUAAGGAGUCUACCAAGCGAGAAACUACCAAGGAGUCUACUACCGAAAACCCUACUUCGACAGAGGAGUCUACUACGACCGAAGCUACUACCACAACUACUAGUGAUAUGACAGUUUGUGCUUCUGGAUCCUGCGGUGGUGGCAGUUGCCCUGUAGGACUAGGCAGCGGUGGAUCGAUGCCAAAACGGAUGAACAGCAUACCUCGCGAUAUCGAAUGUCAGGACAUCCCCACCACAACCAUCGACGGACCUCUCCCUACUGGCCCCAUCACCUUGGGUGAUCCUAAGCGUGACAAGGGCCUAGAGGCUCGAAUGUUCUUUGAUGGCGACAUGACCCCCAACCCCGACUACAUUGACAGUCUUAGCAUGAACCCCGAGACCAUCUGGGAUGAUCAGAGUGGACUGACCACAGGACACUUUGUUGGCGCACCUCUUGAUUACGGCUGGUCAGCGGCAGGAGUAAAUGGCAUUUAUGGCUGCACAGCUGUAUUGAUCGUGUCAAACCUCGGCGUCUAUACGUCACAUAUCUGGGAGGUCCCUGGUUUUCUCGAUGCAGUCGAUACAAAGCCCACAUCUGACGACUUUUUUGAGACCAAUGUUUUCAAAGUCCUUCGCGAUGGCACCCUAGACGCCACUACUGCAACUGGCAUUGGUACUCUUAUUGGCACAGAAAGUGCCCCGGGCCCCCUUCAUUCCCAAUUCGAACCCCAUGUCUUUGUUGUCACCCCUUUUAACACCUAUCAGAGUCCUGAGAACCCUUCAUUGUAUCGCUAUGAAGCUCGAGCGAACCAAUUGGCCAGCCAAGUCACCGGUAUCAUUCCCGGGGCCAUUUCUGGAGGGGUUUAUGGAUAUGUUCCCAUAGGCCAAGUCGAAUCAACGGGUAGAGGGUACUUUGGUCGCACUAUCGUCGAGUUUGACAUGCUUGAUGGUUUCAUCACUAGUGAACAGGACCCUACUAAACUCCAGGCCGUUGGACGAUGGAGAUUCUGGGUCGAGGAUAAUCUUUGGACUACACACAGCUUCAACGUUUACGAUGAUUUCUUUGACUAUGCGGGUGCUGAAGCAGGCAUGCCGUCUAACGGAAAUCAGAAGCGUGCUGAAGAUGACGCUGUCCACAAGUGCUUGGUCCGCGGCGACUCUACCGCAACUACAUCAGCUGCGCUUUCUUCCACGGACAAGACUACCACUUCAGAUGCGUCUUCCACAGAGAAGGCCACUACUACGUCUGAUGUCACUUCCGUUACCGAGGGUUCAGCAGACUCCACUACUGAUGGAGAGACAACUGAGACUGUCGGAACAACUACUACUGAGGAAAAGACAGUUGAGGCUACAACCACCGGAUCUGACACUUUGCUGCCAACCUCUAUGCUCAGCACUCUUAUCACCACUACUAGAGCCUCGUCCAAUGCCGUUACAUCAGGUGUCACAAGUGACGCAUCGACAACUAGCGAGGAAGCACGGACCUACUACCCUUGUAUCAUCUACGGCGGCCCUCGCGUCAGCAAGCCAUACUGCCAGUGCAGCACCACCGUCUCCGGCAAGCAGUAUGUCACUACAGCUUCUAUGAUCGACAACAGUUGCGCAGACUACACCUCUUUUCCCUCCCCAGUUGUCCCCGUCACCGAUGCCCCAUUUACCCAAGCUCCCAUCCAAACCCCUUUCACUACCACCGACGAUAGCACUGUCUUGGUCUACUCAGCCUACACGCUCAAGUACUUCAACCUGAACAGUUUUCACGUAACAGCGACCGCCGGCUACGGUGAACCCUCGACUGUUUCCACCCCUCUGCCUAGUCAAACUGCUGUUGAUAACGACGGCGGCGGCCAGUGCGGAACGAGCGACAGUUUAUCCAAGCACGGCUUCGGUGACGCUUGUGACAGAGCCAUUAAUGGCUUCGAUGACGAUACUGUGUACACAAGCUACACUUCCCGGUACAGUCGACUAACAAAGGGUAUCCUUAUGGUUGCCUCAGUAGGCCAAGCUGCUUGUGUUGCCAAGUUUGAGUGUGACGACUAUGGUAUCGGUAUGAAGGGAAGUGACAUCAUUGCAGCUCGGGAAAGAGCUAAGAAGGAUGAUGGUAUUUGGAUCUGUGGACAUAUCCGUCUGUCGAACUCGUGCAGUGUCGUUAUGGAUUACUGCACGGACUGCCACAGCACCGGUUAG